UCUUUCCAAACAUUUCAUAUCCGAGACGUCACACCUCACGCUGCCUAUUACAGUACAAAUGUGCCGAUAUUCCGGUCGUUACGUUUACGUUCCUGUGGCUUGCUCGCCGCCCCUGGUUGCGUUUGGGUGAGGGGGUCGGCUCGCGGCUACCUACCGCAGCUCCGCUAUGGCGUCGGUGUACAACCGAGGCUCCCUUACACUGAGCAAGGAUGACGUGAACUAUAGAAUGCAUUUCCGAAUGAUAAACGAGCAGCAGGUUGAGGACAUAACAAUAGAGUUCUUCUACCGGCCCCACACCAUCACGCUGUUGACGGGCACGGUGCUGUGUUUGAUGUACUUCGCCUUCGCGAGAGAUGAUGGAAAUCCUGACAAUAAUCUUUGGGUGGGUUUGAUUCUGGUGAUCUCCUUCUUCCUUGUUAUCAGCGUUUUGGCGUUUCCUAACGGUCCUUUCACUAGACCUCAUCCAGCAAUAUGGAGAAUAGUCUUUGGUCUGAGUGUGCUGUACUUCCUCUUUCUGGUUUUCAUCAUCUUCCUGAACUGGCAGCAGGUUAAACAGUUAAUGUACUGGCUGGAUCCUAACCUGCGCUACGCCAAAAGAGAGGCAGACAUAAUGGAGUAUGCAGUCAACUGCCAUGUCAUUACCUGGGAGAGAAUUCUCAGCCAUUUUGACAUCUUUGCAUUCAGUCAUUUCUGGGGUUGGGGCAUGAAGGCCCUCCUCAUCAGAAGUUACGGCCUUUGCUGGACCAUCAGUAUUACAUGGGAGCUCACAGAGCUCUUCUUCAUGCAUCUGCUGCCCAACUUUGCCGAGUGCUGGUGGGACCAGGUGAUUCUGGACAUCCUCUUGUGUAACGGUGGGGGCAUCUGGCUGGGCAUGACGGUGUGCCGCUUUCUGGAGAUGAGGACAUACCACUGGGCUAGUAUUAAAGACAUUCACACCACCACAGGCAAGAUAAAACGUGCGGUUUUACAGUUCACACCGGCAAGUUGGACCUACGUGCGCUGGCUGGAUCCUAAAUCCUCCCUGCAGCGAGUGAUGGGCGUUUAUCUCUUCAUGAUCAUCUGGCAGCUGACAGAGUUGAACACAUUUUUCCUCAAGCACAUAUUUGUCUUUCCUGCAAGCCACCCCCUCAGCUGGUGUCGGAUCCUGUUUGUCGGCAUUAUCACGGCGCCGACAGUCAGGCAGUAUUAUGCAUACCUCACAGACACCCAGUGUAAAAGAGUUGGGACGCAGUGUUGGGUGUUUGGGGCCAUAGCCUUUCUGGAGGCGCUGGCGUGUAUCAAAUUUGGACAGGACUUGUUUUCCAAAACACAGAUCCUCUAUGUGAUCCUCUGGCUGCUGUGUUUGGCCUUCAUUACAUUCCUGUGCCUGUAUGGGAUGGUGUCAUAUGCAGAGAACUAUGGUCCAAGAGAAAAGCUCUUCUCAGAAUGUGAGGACACCAAUUAUACUGAGUUUGCUGACAAUGGGUCAGAAGAACCUCGAGAGGAGACGUGUAUGGAUGGUGACUGCUCACAAAUUCGACAUAGAGGAAAGGGUUCGGAAAACCUCAACUCCGUUACUGGUCCGGAGGGUCAAUAGGAAGCAGAAGGAGUUUCUAAACUCACCCAAAAAGGUUCUGGUGGGGGCAUUAAAAUAUGACAUGACUAUUGGUAGCCCUCAGGAGUCACCAACUGAUCACUAACUGGUCAAUGCAGUGGGGUUGGUGCACUGCACCCAUAACGUGCUUCUCUUGUAAAGGCUCCUUUACUUAACACUGUUGACAGGUAUGUGUGCUCGUGUGAAAAGGCGAGAUGGUGAAAAAUAACUGCCAACUGUAGAUUUAACUGCAUGCUCUGUGUAGCAGAUCAUUUACAGACAAAACUGCUAUCAUUCAUUUGAGCUCCAAACAUUUCACUACUUUAAAGCGGCCGUGUAGAAUUGAUCAUAUUCAUUUGAGCCCCUGUGUGUAUGGCACACACGUGUUCAAGUUUUUAUUAAUAAUAGCGCUACGUUACGUUAUCCGUUUACAAUGUUGCGCCGUGUACGUUGGCGCUGUUGGUGACUAUGACUUGAAUGCGGGCGGGGCUUCCACAGUCUGGAACAAAAUAAGCACACGGCUAACUGAGGUUUGCCUUGAAGAACUGCACAUUUGCCAUAGUUGUGUGUCAUGCGAUUUGUUUUCAGUGAUUUUACUCCUUGCCUAUUCUUGGCAGCUUUUUUUUUUUUUUUUUUUU
This is a messenger RNA of Corythoichthys intestinalis (scribbled pipefish), 2211 nucleotides long. It is a transcript of the gene ptdss1a, whose product is annotated as phosphatidylserine synthase 1a. Gene Ontology annotation, molecular function: L-serine-phosphatidylethanolamine phosphatidyltransferase activity. The transcript has 13 exons. NCBI's taxonomy places the organism in Eukaryota, Metazoa, Chordata, Actinopteri, Syngnathiformes, Syngnathidae. The coding region runs from base 167 to 1576 and encodes 469 amino acids. Gene Ontology annotation, biological process: phosphatidylserine biosynthetic process. The record is from RefSeq and is a predicted model, not a curated record.